Ilex paraguariensis (yerba mate) is the source of this 1702-nucleotide messenger RNA. The record is from the annotation of a GenBank genome assembly. NCBI's taxonomy places the organism in Eukaryota, Viridiplantae, Streptophyta, Magnoliopsida, Aquifoliales, Aquifoliaceae.
GGAGAGAGAUUGAGAACGACCAUAAAUAAGCGUAGAUAGGAAAGGACGGCAUUAAUUCUCUGCUUAUAGCUGUAAUAGGCGUAGAAAUUCACAAUAGUCAGUGUUUCUCGUAGUUUUCAAACUCUAAAGACCCUCUUUCGAGGUGGUUCAUCACAGAUUUCCACUCUCUUUCUUUGCUUUAGUGCUUAUUUGAAUUAUAGCCUACAAACCCGGUUUGGAUUCCUAUAUUCAUAUUUUAUUGUGUUUCCCUAUUUGGGAUCAAAUUAGAACCUGGGUUUUGUCUAGUCUUCGCAAUCAUUCAAGAGAGAGAGAGAGAGAUGCUUAUUGUAGUAAUGAAAUCCAAGUGAAGAUCAAGACAGAGAGAUUUGCUACUCAUUUUGUUUUGUUUGUUAGCAUCUAAUUGGGAUUGUGAAAGAUGAUGAUGCAUUUUCCGGACCCUUCAAAACUCAAAACCAAGCAGAUUGUGUUUGAAGGCAUAUUCCCUGCUCGUGAUUCUGGCACACUGGAGCAACUCAAAGAGUUGAGCUCCAAGCGUAGAGUAAUUGAGGAGUCUAUUAACAAGAGCAGCUUCAUUACAGAUGCCAUUGCUAGGGAAAUGUCUGGGGGGUUAACUUCGCAGUGUGAACAGGACGUCCAAAGGUUGGAACAAUACUUGCCAUUACUGGAGAAUUUGGUUCACUAUGUUGACUUGAUUGGUGACAACUCCAGGAUGGUUUACUGUACUUUGGACCUUAAAAUAAGAUGGAGCAGUGCUCUUGCAUCGUCGCCUUUCUUUAAUCUUAUGGGCCCAAAGUUUUUCCAGAUUGAUAGUUUGCGCUUUGAGCUUGGCAUGGCCCUUUUCCUUUAUGGUGCACUGCUUCGAGAAUGGGCUUCAGAAGUUCUUACAGAAGAUAUGGUGCAAUCGGCCACACUUUUCAGAAAAGCUGCAGGAGUUUAUCACUACCUCGCCUAUGAGGUUCUUCCCUCUUUACAGCCUGCAUUGGCUCCAGAGCGGCCGCCUGAAGCUACAUCCAGUGUGUCUUCUGUUAUGAGCCUCAUUUGCUUGGCUGAGGCCCAGACCGUAACUAUAAGGAAAGCUGAAGAAAAAGGAAACAGUGGAGGUCUUUUGGCAAAGCUUCACUAUGGUGUGAUACAGUCACUUGAUGAAGCCACUGGUAUUUUACAUUCAUCAACAAGAGAGUUCAAAGAUAUUUCAUCGCGCUUUGUGGAUUUCAUUUUAUCUAGCAAAGCUCUACAUGAAAUAAGAAGUUACAAACACCUUGCUGAAGAUCAAAAGAAUGCUGGUCAGAUUGGUGCUGCAGUUGGGGUUCUUCGUCAUGCAUUAAAUAAUGCACAGAAGAAUAUACCGGGUGAGGAGUCAUGGCGACUGAUUAUCAGGAAGGAGAUUGACGAUUUAAAUGGAUUGCUUCAAAAGUAUGAACACGAGAACGAGUUUGUCUGGCGUGAGAAAAUCUUAAGUCAUGAUGAACUGCCUUUACCCCAAGGUGUAAAAGUAGCUACUUUUAUUCCUUACCAGCCCCAAAGAUGGGAGAGAACACUUGUUUUUAAAAUCUAAAUGUACAAAACUGUACAAUAAGCAUCUAUGUUUGGAACUAAAAUUUUUUCCUUUAUACUUGCAAGAGAUUUGCUGAGGUAUUGUUGAGUUGUAACUUGUAAGGACUACAGUUUUUUUGUUUUUUUAUGUGAGUUCAAGCAUGCAUUA